Triplophysa dalaica is the source of this 1538-nucleotide messenger RNA. RefSeq names its product sideroflexin 1 (gene sfxn1). Gene Ontology annotation, cellular component: mitochondrial inner membrane. NCBI's taxonomy places the organism in Eukaryota, Metazoa, Chordata, Actinopteri, Cypriniformes, Nemacheilidae. The record is from RefSeq and is a predicted model, not a curated record. Gene Ontology annotation, molecular function: monoatomic ion transmembrane transporter activity. Gene Ontology annotation, biological process: monoatomic ion transport; serine import into mitochondrion. The transcript has 11 exons. The coding region runs from base 82 to 1050 and encodes 322 amino acids.
ACCAAAUUAGCCCCAGUGAGCGAGACUGAUAUAUACUGCGGAGCUGUGAUUGUGUCUGACGGCGGGCUUUGCACUAGUACCAUGGCGGCUGAGCUCUCCACCUCCAUAAAUAUCAAAGAGCCUCGCUGGGAUCAGGGAACAUUUGUGGGUCGAGCAAAGCAUUUCUUUACCGUCACAGACCCGAGAAAUAUCCUCCUGUCGAAAGAAAACCUUGAAAAAGCAUGUCAAAUCAUACAGGAUUACAGACAGGGGGUAGUGGCACCAGGUCUGACAGAAGAUGAGCUCUGGAGGGCCAAGUAUAUUUUUGACUCCGCAUUCCAUCCGGACACAGGCGAGAAAAUGCUGCUGAUUGGUCGGAUGUCUGCUCAGGUCCCCAUGAACAUGACCAUCACUGGAUGCAUGAUGACUUUCUACAGGACAACUCCAGCAGUUUUGUUUUGGCAGUGGAUCAACCAGUCUUUCAAUGCAAUAGUCAAUUACACCAACAGGAGUGGAGACGCCCCCAUCACAGUAAACCAGCUCGGCACAGCAUAUGUAUCAGCCACCACAGGUGCAGUGGCUACCGCUUUAGGACUAAAUGCAUUAGCAAAGCAUGUUUCUCCACUCAUAGGACGGUUUGUACCAUUCGCUGCUGUAGCUGCUGCAAACUGUAUCAAUAUUCCACUGAUGAGACAACGGGAACUCAAACAUGGCAUUCCAGUAACAGAUGAGAAUGACAACAGGUUAGGAGAAUCUUCAGAGGCAGCUCAACAGGCCAUCACACAGGUGGUGGUGUCCAGAAUCCUCAUGGCCUCUCCUGGAAUGGCUAUUCCUCCAUUUUUAAUGAAUUCUUUGGAAAAGAAGGCAUUCCUCAAGAGGUUUCCGUGGAUGAGUGCACCCAUUCAGGUCGGCUUGGUUGGAUUUUGUCUUGUGUUUGCGACGCCGUUGUGCUGCGCGUUAUUCCCGCAAAAGAGCUCAAUGGCAGUGAGCCGCUUGGAACCAGAACUGCAAGAGAAAAUUCGAGCCAGUCAUCCCGGUGUAGAGAUUGUCUAUUUCAACAAAGGACUGUAAGACCAACGUCCGUAAACCUUCACUCUGCUGUAAUGAUUUUAUUUCCCGUGAAUUUAAGACAUGUCCUUGUGUGCCAAAGUCUUCUCCAGGACAUCCCAACCUCAGUCAUUUUGUAAGAUGCUUAGUGAUUUUAAAUGAAAUGCAUUUCGUCAUUAGCUGUGUUAGUCAUUUAUUUUACGGUGCUCAUCCAGACUACUGUGUGUACAUGUAAUUAUUUUUGACAUUCAUGAAAUAAUCGUGUUUGAGUCAUACAAUGUUAUUUUAAGGAUCAAAGAUUAUUGUCUUGUUCUAUUUGUGAGCAUUGCAAUCAGUAUUUUGUGUUGAUCUUUUUAUGAGGGUUGCUGUUUAUACAGUAAUGUCAAAUUUUAACUUCAGUUUAAAGUCACGUGACCUCUUUGACAAUAGUGCAAUCUGUUGAACAUAUUGCCAAAUACAAACCUCUGCUGCACAUUUCAUUAGAAACAGGUUUAAUAAACAGAGAAACUUAA